AUGUGGAUUAUUGACUGUGACAAUGCCGGAAAGACCACGCUACUGCACAUGCUCAAGAACGACAGAGUUGCCGUUCUCCAGCCAACCCUGCACCCAACUUCUGAGGAGCUCUCGAUAGGAAACGUCAAGUUCACAACCUUUGAUCUCGGAGGCCACGCACAAGCCCGCCGACUAUGGCGCGACUACUUCCCCGAAGUUUCCGGCAUCGUCUUCCUCGUUGACGCCAAAGACCACGAGCGUCUCUCCGAAUCCAAAGCCGAACUCGAUGCGCUCCUAGCCAUGGAGGAGCUCAAGAACACUCCCUUCGUCAUUCUUGGUAACAAGAUUGACCACCCAGAUGCCAUCUCCGAGGACCAGCUCCGCUCCGCUCUCGGCCUAUAUCAGACAACUGGCAAGGGCAAGGUGCCGCUUGAGGGAAUUCGACCAGUCGAGGUCUUCAUGUGCAGUGUGGUCAUGAGGCAGGGAUAUGGAGAGGGUAUUAGGUGGUUGAGCCAGUACGUCUAGGCGUCAUACCAUGACAACUACGAUGUUGCAGCGAGGAGGGUGAGCGAGGCGUGGUAUCUUCGACUGGUUAAGCUGGCACGCAAGCAUGAUUGUCACACGUGUCUUCAAUGUACUCACACGGGCGUUGGCGUUAGCACUUGAAAUAAUAUUACCUCACACAUGCCAAUACAUACACAUACUACUGGCACUAGGCUGAAGUGAACCCUGAUAGUAAGCGGAACACAAAUCCUGUCCUCUAAUCAAAGAGCAUGCGCAUUUCAAAUACCAAUGUAGUUCG
Molecule: messenger RNA, 781 nt
Organism: Pyrenophora tritici-repentis Pt-1C-BFP
Lineage: Eukaryota; Fungi; Ascomycota; Dothideomycetes; Pleosporales; Pleosporaceae
Source: RefSeq, a predicted model, not a curated record